AUGCUUUUGUCGCGGUCACGUAAUAUAGCAAUUAAGACACAGCAUACACCCGUAGCUGGGACAGUCACACCAGUGGCCCCGGUUCAACAAAGAGUUCCCAAGAACUCUGGCAUAAAUGUCAAGCAACCUUUACAUCCUAUCAAGAACUACAAUGAAGAUCCCCUCGCCAAGAAUUUCCAAUACGACCUACUGACACCGAUCACUCAGGAGUUUCCGUGCCAUGCACACGUCUGUACCAUUGCUCUCCGCAAGGGUGAAUGUUUUGUCCUCCCUGCUACUACGAGGAAGAUGGAUUCUGAGUCAAAGCCAGUCCCAGACCCCACAGAUUCAUUUACCCAGAAUGAUUAUAGCAGCAAAAAGUCUGGGGAGGAGGCCAAUCUUCCAAAGUUACCUCUUCUGUUCAGUCAAUUUGAACUACGACAAGACAUAAUCCAUCGCUCCAAACAGACAGCUCAGGGUAUUGUUCCACAAAUUGUCAUAUCUGAUAUACUUCGUGCAACGGAUUUGUUACCUGAAGUGGCAGCCUCUAUUAACGGGUCGAUCAAUAGCUCCACGGGCAAAUCACCCUAUUAUAUUGUUUAUGGCAAAGACAAACGUCUACCCUAUGACAUACUUAUAGGCAAACCUUGCCCAGUCUACAAUGUGGACGAUUUCGCUACCAAGCAAAUCAGCAUUUUCACAGAUACUCAUGGCCAAGUACGGAAACAUUUAGCAGCGUCACACGCUGAAAUGACUUAUAUGCAACAUAAACAGGCUAAGCCUACAACACUAGAAAUUGGCGAUGCUGUUAUGAAUGGCUUGGAUCAUCGUAAUACUACUCCUACUCCUUUGUGGCACCACCAUGUCGUGGAUGCGUCCAUUACCUUAGACACCGCAGAGUACCCAGACACUGCAGUACACAGACCCCAAGAGUACUCCAGACACCGUGAGUACCCAGACACCGUGAAAGUACCUGUGACACCGCAGUACCCAGACACCGCAGUACUCCAGACACCGCAGUACCCAGACAACGCAGUACCCAGACACCGCAGUACUCCAGACAACGCAGGGUACCCAGACACCGCGAGUACCCAGACACCGCAGUACCCAGACACCGCAGUACACAGACACCGCAGCACCCAGACACCCCAGCACCCAGACACUGCAGCACCCAGACACCGCAGAGUACCCAGACACCGCAGACACAGACACCGCAGUACACAGACCCUGCGAGUACCCAGACACUGCAGUACCCAGACACCGCAGUACCCAGACACCGCAGUACACAGACCCCUGCAGCACCCAGACACUGCAGUACUCCAGACACCGCAGUACACAGACACCCCAGUACCCAGACACCGCAGUACACAGACACCGCGAGCCUCCAGACAACGCAGCACGCAGACACUGCAGUACCCAGACACUGCAGUACCCAGACACUGCAGUGCACCAGACACUGCAGGCACACAGACCCUGCAGUACCCAGACACUGCAGUACCCAGACACUGCAGUACACAGACACCGCAGUACCCAGACACGAGUACCCAGACACCGGUGAGGCACCCAGACACGGUGCACACAGACCUGCAGUACACAGACCCCUGCACGCAGUACACAGACACUGCAGUGCAUACAGACACUGCAGUACACAGACACUGCGAGUACACAGACACCGCACACAGACACCGUGCACAGACACCGCAGUACCCAGACACCGCAGUACACAAAACCCCGCAGUACACAGACCCUGCAUGCACACAGACACCGCAGUACCCAGACAACGAGUGCCACAGACACCGCAGUACACAAACCCCGAGUACCCAGACACCGCAGUACACAGAGACACCGCAGUACAACCCCGCGAGUACACAGACACCAAGAGUACUCCAGACACCCAGAGGCACACAAACCCCCUGCGAGUACCCAGAGACACUGCAGUACACAGACACUGCGAUACACAAACCCCGUAGUACCCAGACACCGCAGUACACAGACACCGUGAGUACACAGAGACCCUCAAGAGUACCCAGACACCGCAGUGCACACAGACACCGCAGUACACAGACACCAUACAGGCACCCAGACACCGCAGAGUACACAGACACCGCACUACACAAACCCCGAGUACUCCAGACACCGCAGAGUACCCAGACACCGCGAGUGGCCAGGCGAGACACCGCAGUACACAAAACCCCGCAGUACUCCAGACACUGCAGUACACAGACACCGCAGUACACAAACCCCGUGAGUACCCAGACACCGCAGUACACAGACACCUCCCUGCAGUACACAAACCCCUGCAGUACCCAGACACCGCGAGUACACAGACACUGCAGUACACAAACCCCGCAGUACCCAGACACCGCAGGCACACAGACACUGCAGACACAAACCCUGCAGUACCCAGACACCGCAGAGUACCCAGACACCGCAGAGUACCCAGACACCGCAGCACACAAACCCCGUAGUGCAUUCCAGACACACCGCAGUACCCAGACACCGCAGCACAAACCCCGCAGUACCCAGACACCGCAGUACCCAGACACCGCAGUACACAGACCCCUGCAGUACACAGACACCGCAGCACAGACACCGCAGCACAGACACCACAGUACCCAGACACCGCAGUACACAGACACUGCAGCACACAAACCCCCAGGCACCCACACCGCGAUACCCAGACACCGCAGUACCCAGACACUGCAGUACACAAACACUGCAGCACACAGACCUGCAGUACCCAGACACCGCAGUACCCAGACACCGCAGCACAGACACCGCAGUACACAGAGACACUGCAGCAUACAGACCCUGCAGUACCCAGACACUGCAGUACACAAACCCCUACCCAGACACCGCAGCACACAGACCCCUGCAGGUACACAGACACCGCAGUACACAGACACCACAGUACACAGACACCGCAGUACACAAACCCUGCAGUACCCAGACACCGCAGUACACAAACCCCUGCAGUACAUAGACACUGCAGUACACAGACACCGCAGUACACAGACCCUGCAGUACAAACCCCUGCAGUACACAGACACCGCAGCACACAAACCCCUGCAGCACACAGACACCGCAGUACACAGACACUGCAGUACACAAACCCCUGCAGCACACAGACCAAGAGUACCCAGACACCGCAGUACCCAGGACACACCGCAGUACACAAACCCCCCAGUACACAGACACCGCAGUACACAAACCCCUGCAGUACACAGACCCUGCAGCACACAGACACCGCAGUACCCAGGACACUGCGAGGCACACAGGACACUGCAGUACACAAACCCUGCACAGACCCCUGCAGUACCCAGGACACCGCAGCACACAGACACCGCAGUACACAGACCCCGCAGUACACAGACACCGCAGUACACAGACACCGCAGUACACAGACCCCUGCAGCACACAGACCCUGCAGUACCCAGACACCGCAGCACAGACACUGCAGUACACAGACCCCUGGGCAGUACCCAGACACCGCAGCACCCACACCGCAGCAUACAGACCCCUGCAGCACACAGACCCUGCAGUACUCCAGACACUGCAGUACACAGACACUGCAGUACACAGACCUUGAGCACACAGAGACACUGCAGCACAUGGACACCGCAGCACACAGACACCCGAGCACCCAGACCCCUGCAGCACACAGACACCGAGUACCCAGACACUGCAGUACAUGCAGACACCCCAGUACCCAGACACCGCAGUACCCAGACACCGCAGUACCCAGACACUGCAGUACACAGACACUGCAGUACCAGACACCGCAGUACCCAGGACCCUGCAGCACACAGACACUGCAGCAUACAGACACUGCAGCACACAGACACUGCAGUACACAAACCCCGCAGUACCCAGACACUGCAGCACACAACCCCUGCAGUACCCAGACACCAGUACCCAGGACACUGGGCAGGCACACAGACACCGCAGUACACAGACCCCUGCAGUACCCAGACACCGCAGUACACAGACACCAAGAGUACCUGA
Homarus americanus (American lobster) is the source of this 3984-nucleotide messenger RNA. Its product is annotated as mucin-6-like. The record is from RefSeq and is a predicted model, not a curated record. NCBI's taxonomy places the organism in Eukaryota, Metazoa, Arthropoda, Malacostraca, Decapoda, Nephropidae. The transcript has 12 exons. Bases 1 to 3984 code for a protein of 1327 amino acids.